AUGCUUUUAAGGAGACUGAUACAGACAGCUCGUUACUUCUCGGUGGCUCCGGCAAUCCGUUCUUCUUAUGUGGCUGCUCCUCGUAAGACAUUGACUGAUCUCAGAUCGCUAUACGAGUCCAAGACACCCAUCAGUGUGGUUACUGCUUGGGACUUUCUUACAGGCCAAAUUGUGGACAAAAGCAAAGCCGAUAUGGCUUUAGUUGGUGAUUCCUUGGCCAUGGUGGCCCUUGGAUACCCAGACACGAAUGAGAUUGAGCUUGAAGAGAUGUUGUACCAUAUAAGAGCAGUGAACCGAGGCAACGAGUCGUCGUUUAUUGUUGCAGAUAUGCCUUUUGGAACGUAUGAGACGGCGCCAGCACAGGCAGUGGAAACAGCUAUUCGGAUCGUAAAGUACGGCAAGGCACAGGCCGUGAAGCUUGAAGGUGGACAAGAAAUGGCUGCAACGGUUCGUGACAUCGUCAAGGCUGGUGUUCCUGUUAUGGGCCAUAUUGGUUUGACUCCACAGAAGCAUCAUACGCUCGGUGGAUACAAAUUACAAGGCAAUAAUGCUGAAAGUGCUCAUAAGCUUAUUGAUGAUGCGUUAGCUCUACAAGAAGCAGGCGCAUUUUCCAUGAUCUUGGAAUGUGUGCCUAGCAAAUUAGCAGAGGUGGUUACACAGACGGUCAAGAUCCCUACAAUUGGCAUUGGUGCCGGUCCAUACGUAUCUGGUCAGGUAUUGGUUCUCGCAGAUAUGCUUCAAAUGAAUGAUCCAGAGAAGUAUAAGCUUGCCAAGUUUGUGAAGCUGUACAUGAGUUUUUUUGACGAUGCUAGCGAAGCUGUGUCAAAUUAUAAGAAGGAUGUUGUUGAAGGAAAUUUCCCAAAUGCUGAUCAGCACGGGUACAAGAUCAAGUCUGAUAUCUUGCGGGAAGCUCGGAGGUAUGCAGAAACGAAGAAGAACAAUUGA
Molecule: messenger RNA, 945 nt
Organism: Candidozyma haemuli
Lineage: Eukaryota; Fungi; Ascomycota; Pichiomycetes; Serinales; Metschnikowiaceae
Product: 3-methyl-2-oxobutanoate hydroxymethyltransferase
Exons: 1
Coding region: 1-945 (314 amino acids)
Biological process (GO): pantothenate biosynthetic process
Cellular component (GO): mitochondrion
Molecular function (GO): magnesium ion binding; 3-methyl-2-oxobutanoate hydroxymethyltransferase activity
Source: RefSeq, a predicted model, not a curated record